Molecule: messenger RNA, 2219 nt
Organism: Anastrepha ludens (Mexican fruit fly)
Lineage: Eukaryota; Metazoa; Arthropoda; Insecta; Diptera; Tephritidae
Product: myb-like protein AA
Exons: 2
Coding region: 836-1705 (289 amino acids)
Source: RefSeq, a predicted model, not a curated record
UGCCAGCAGCGUCAACAAUUCUGCUAGUUAGCGGCAGCCAGCAGGGUAAAUGUUCGCACAAAAAAAUUACAGAGCAACAUUUCAAUUUGAACGUUUUACCUAUGCGUAUGUGCGCGUUGUUACCGUUUUUUGGCGAGCGCGCGCGGUAAAAGUGAUCGCUUGAACGAGUUUACGCGUACGCGGCAAAUUUUACAACCAAAACAAAAUAGUGCAUAAAUACUACCAAAUAUAAGUGUACAUAGAAAAAUAUAUCCGUAGGCGCAAAGGACACUGAACACCUCGGCAGUCGACCAUAUCAUGAAGUGGAACUGCGCCAAAUCGAAUUGAAAGUGCAAAAGGUGGUCGCAUAUAUUAUAUAUACAUACAUGUACAACAACAAAAGCAGCAAGAAGGAGAAGAAGAACAAUAGGCGCUAAAGGAAUAUAAAUACUUGAAAUAUAAAAGUGAAGGAGCAGGCAGAAAAUUAAUUGCAACCAAAACAAAAACCAAAAGUGCAAACCAGCAAAACAAAAGUAAACAAAACGUACACAAACAAUUUUAUUGUGCAAAAAGUGAAUGAGUAUUGUGUGGGUGAAGCAUUUAAGGCUCGUGCACAGCUGCAGCAUUCGAGUUGCAAGCGACAGAAAAAGGAGUGUUCGCGCCGCAAGUGUGCCAAACCGAGCGAAAAAAGGCGAAAAAGGUGAAAAAGGCAAUGACAAAAAAAAUUCAGUUAACAAGAUACGAAACAGCAACCAUAAAUAAAUAUCAGGCAAAAAAUAUCCAAAAAUAACAAAUAAAAAAAGCUUAAAGUGUGUUUGUGUGUAGCGUUCGUGCUACAAAUUAGUCAGCACAAAAAAUGCAUAGCAGCAGCAGCAACAACAACAGUAAUAACAACAACAACAACGGUGCCUACAAAAGCGAGUACAACAGCUGGCAUAGUAAUGGCAACGCGAUGACCGCGGCGCUGUUGCAACAGCACCAGCAACAGCAACAGCAGCACGUGCACCAAUUGUUGCAACAACAACAAAUGCAGCAGCAACAGCAACAGCAACAACUACAGCAACAGCAACAGCAGGCGCGCAUUAGCAACUGGAUUUGUGAUACGAAUCGCACACAUCACUCGCUUGUGCAUAACAACAAUAUCAGCAAUAGUAGCAACAACAUUUGUGGCCAACAACAACAACAACAACAACAGCAACUACAUGCUGCAUAUAUGCAGCACCAACAGCCAUAUGCAAAUUAUCCCCAACCUGUGCCCACCCCUCAUCCCCAGUUGCCCCAGCCACACCAGCAACAACAGCGACAAAAUCAGCAACAACACCAAUCUACAUGUGCCGCUGCUGUUACAACCACUUCAACCAACAAUUGCUACUACGCACCGCGCAUGCAACAACAACUGCUUAAUCAGCAGCAAUUGUCGCCACAAACUCAACACCAACACCAACAACAACAGCGUUCGCCACAGCAGCAGGUGCCAACACCAAUGCGUUCGCCAUACCAAGCUGUUGCUGCUAGUCCCCAACCUCAUCCACAUUCCCCUUCGCCCGUGCCGUCGCACACGGCCACACGCACACUUCAGCAACAAUUAGCGGCUGCAGCAGUGGCGGCGGCUGCAGCCCGCAAUGUAACGCAACAACACCACCAGGCGACCCAGCAUCAGCACCAUCAGCAGCAACACCUUCAACAACGGGUAAGUGUCCGAGGGGCAAUGCCACACAUUGUUUAAGCGACGGCUAAUUUACCCAGCCGCAUCUGCAUUCUGAUUUGUCGACUUGAUGGCGACGGACAUCGAGCUUGAUUGCCUCUUUGUUGUUUCUUUGUUUCUUUAUUUUUUCUUUGUUUUCACCUAAGUGUUGACUUUCUUUAUGUUCUCGUUAAUGUAUGUACGUAUGCAUGUGUUCGUGUUCGUAUGUAUAUGAUUACAACACGUUUCUUCGUGGUUUACGCCCAUUUAAUGGGUGGUGCUUAAAACAGAUAAACAAAUAGUUUGUUGUUGCAUUGAAUUAAAGUCUAAACGAAAAUGUUUCUGUUAAGCGAACAAAAGGAGGAGCCUUAGAUCCAUUUGUUAUUCAUAGACUUGUCAAAAUGCUAAAAUUUAUAUGUACGAAUACGCGGAUAUAUCCUAUACUGGGUGACAUAUAUUUGCAUGAAAACUGUAGGUAUUUGCAAUUAUGAAUUUUUCACGCUGUUUGCGUGCUACAAAAUUAUUACAUAAAACUCUUUAAAUUGCAGUAUUAGAA